Oryza brachyantha (malo sina) is the source of this 1863-nucleotide messenger RNA. Its product is annotated as glucose-6-phosphate/phosphate translocator 2, chloroplastic-like. Gene Ontology annotation, biological process: transmembrane transport. Lineage: Eukaryota; Viridiplantae; Streptophyta; Magnoliopsida; Poales; Poaceae. The record is from RefSeq and is a predicted model, not a curated record. Gene Ontology annotation, cellular component: membrane; Golgi apparatus. Bases 390 to 1553 code for a protein of 387 amino acids. The transcript has 7 exons. Gene Ontology annotation, molecular function: phosphoglycerate transmembrane transporter activity; triose-phosphate transmembrane transporter activity; antiporter activity.
UUCUGUUCAUCCAUUCAUACCAGCCCAAGCCGCCACCUUCCUCUCUCUCCCCCUUCAUACUCGCCGGAGCGGCGACUCUCCUCACCUCCCUCCGCCCCUUGUGAUCUCCGAAUUCCCUUCUCAGGUUCCGAGGGCUGGCCCGUUCCUUCGAUCGACACCCCAGCAUUUUCCAUAUAUCUAUCUAAUAUCUCGAGUGAGUCCAUCGCCGGGGUUGCCGUCCUCGCCUGUUUCUGUUCUUCCUUCCGGUGAGGUGAGGACUCGGUUUGGUUUGAUCCAGGGUAUCAGAAGGAGUCAUCUAGGUGAUUGAUUGGUGGGAGGAAAGGUCCUCAGAGAAAGCCUUUGUUGAAAGGAAAUACUAUAAUAUCUUUCAAGCAGCUCUUCGAGAAGCCAUGAUACCUGCUGUAAAGCUCUCUCCUGGCCCUGUGGCCUUCUCUGGCACCAAUCUACGGUCCAAAACGGCUUCGGUUCCAUCUGUCUCAGGUCUCAAACCAUCAAAAUUUGUUGUCUCUUCACUCAGACCACUUUACCUUGCACCACUAGAUGGCCCAGGAGCUGCUGAGCAAAAGCCUCGGAGGAAGCCACUUGAGUUCAAAUGUGCUGCUUCUGCAGCUGAUGACAAGGAAUCCAAGACUGAGGUGGUGCCAAUCCGCUCGGAAGCUGCUCAGAAGCUAAAGAUCUCCAUAUAUUUCGCAACAUGGUGGGCGCUUAAUGUGAUCUUUAACAUCUACAACAAGAAGGUUCUCAAUGCUUUCCCAUACCCCUGGCUUACUUCAACUCUCUCCCUUGCCUGUGGCUCUGCGAUGAUGCUUGUGUCAUGGGCUACACGCCUUGUUGAGGCCCCCAAGACAGACCUAGAUUUCUGGAAAGUCCUUUUCCCGGUUGCUGUGGCUCAUACAAUUGGGCAUGUUGCUGCAACGGUGAGCAUGUCGAAAGUAGCAGUAUCAUUCACACACAUUAUCAAAAGUGCAGAGCCUGCAUUUAGUGUUUUGGUAUCAAGGUUCCUUCUCGGGGAGACGUUUCCGGUGCCUGUAUAUCUUUCCCUCCUCCCAAUCAUUGGUGGAUGUGCUCUUGCUGCUGUAACUGAGCUGAACUUUAAUAUGGUUGGAUUCAUGGGUGCCAUGAUAUCAAACCUUGCAUUUGUUUUCCGCAACAUAUUCUCAAAGAGGGGCAUGAAGGGGAAGUCUGUCAGUGGCAUGAAUUACUAUGCCUGCCUAUCGAUAAUGUCCCUGGUCAUACUGACGCCAUUUGCUAUCUCUAUGGAGGGCCCCCAAAUGUGGGCUGCUGGUUGGCAAAAGGCUCUUGCAGAAGUUGGCUCUAAUGUUGUCUGGUGGGUUGCUGCACAGAGUGUUUUCUACCACUUGUACAACCAGGUGUCCUACAUGUCUCUGGAUGAGAUUUCUCCAUUGACAUUUAGCAUUGGCAAUACAAUGAAGCGCAUUUCUGUGAUUGUUUCGUCAAUCAUUAUCUUCCACACACCUGUCCGCCCUGUCAAUGCACUCGGAGCUGCCACUGCCAUCCUAGGCACAUUCCUGUAUUCUCAGGCAAAGCAGUGAGGUCAAAAGGAUGGUAUGUUCAGGGCCAUGGAUGAAGAAGUGAUCCAUAUGAAGAAUUUCUCUGCAGAAUCAGUAGCAAGCACUGAGGCAAAUUUUGUUUGUGCAAAGUAUCUUGUAGAUAUAGGGGAGGUUAGGUUUUGAUGUUAGAUCAUAUUAAUAAUGGCUUAUGUUGCUCUUUUCUUUCUCCUUGUUAGUGCAAAUUGAACUCGAGAAGGCUAUGAACUGUGGUCGAGUGUAUCUUGAAAUAAAAACUGAAUGGAAAUUUUUCGAUGUUUCAUUCUGUGCGUGGGAAGGUAACUACCAUCCAAGU